CUUUUCUUACAAUACAAACGUUUAUUUAUUUAUUUUUGAGCUGUAACCGUUAGUCAGGCUACGUAGCUAAUGUUACAGCUCUUUCAUUUUAAGGCUCUUUGGUAACAGUCAACAUGGCGACCACGUAAAGCAAACGGACUGUGAGCAGUGUCAACAAAAUGAGGGUCCCCAGAUGUGGCAUGGGCCUCAGACGAGCCUAUUUGGUGUGGCCAAUCCUGCUGCUGCUCCUGGUUGGUGCAGCUUUGACCACUCUGCUGCCCCCUGCUGACGACCAAAGAGGUGUCGGAGUCCUGGGGGUGCUACGCAGGGCAGCAUCACAAAAGGAGAAUCCUGCGCAGGUCCACCGUGACGACAACACAGUGGAGGAGCAGAGGUUCACUGUCAUCAUCCAGACUUACAACCGCACAGACAUUUUGCUCAAACUCUUAAACCAUUACCAGGGAGUGCCUCAUCUUCAGCAGAUUAUCAUAGUGUGGAACAACAUUAGGGAGCAGACACCCCUGAAGUUAUGGAACUCUUUGGGGCCUCAUCCGGUGCCUGUGGUCUUCAAGGAGCAGGCGAGCAAUCUAAUGCGCAACAGACUGCAGCCAUUCCCUGAGAUUGAUACUGAUGCUGUGCUGAUGCUGGAUGAUGACACCCUGGUCAGCGUGCCUGACAUCAGUUUUGCUUUCUCUGUCUGGAAGCAAUUUCCAGAUCAGAUUGUCGGGUUCGUCCCAAGGAAACACGUCUCAACACCAGGAGGAGUGUACAGUUACGGCAGCUUUGAACUGCAGGACCCAGAAACAGCAGGAGGUGACAAAUACUCCAUGGUUUUAAUUGGCGCUGCCUUCUUCCACCGCCGCUACCUGCAGCUCUUCCAGGACCAACCUCAAGCUGUGCACGCGCUGGUGGAUGAAACACAGAAUUGUGACGACAUUGCUACGAACUUUGCCGUAGCACUAUAUUUAAGGAAACACUCCACAGGCAGUAUUAACAAACCCUCUGGGGUCUUUGUCAAACCUGUGGACAUGCGCAACCUGGAAAAGGACGCCAGUAGUGGGUACCAGGGUAUGUGGCAUCGUCCUGAACACCUCCUUCAGAGAUCCUACUGUCUCAACAGGCUGACACAGAUUUAUGGUCUCAUGCCGCUUUGCUUCUCCAACCUGAUGGUCUCCCAGUUUGGCUUCCCCAGCUAUGCUAACCACAAGAGUAGAGGCUGAGGUGCUGCCACAGUGCUGACUGUUUUGGACUGAAAGAUGACAGACUCAAGUGACAGCCUGUUUGACCGUGGCAUCUGCACGACUAUCAUGGACUUUUCUGGACAAUCAGACUGCUCUACACAAGGCCCAGUUUCAUGAAAUGUCCAUAUUUGAUAAGGUAAUCUGUAUUUGUUACCAAAGCUGCCUUUCUGUCAGUAUGAACUCUCAAUGGAUUGUAGUGCUGUUGUUUUAUAGCCAGCAGGUGUCAGUCUUUGACAUUUUGCCUUGUUUGUAACUGUGAUGUUGUGCCUCUUAAAUUUUGGUUGUGUAUAGAACGUGUCAUUUCUCUGGUGGGCUUGUGUACAGUCCCUACAACCUUAAAAUAACUGUUGGAAGUUGGCCAAAAAAGGAGUCCCCACCAAAGUGCGAAUAAAGCAGAAUUAUUGCAGGUAUUAUUACAUUCUAACAUAAGCUUUAUGUUCAGUACUAUGCAUGCGCAGACAAUCUUUUUUUUAUUUAACAAUGUGUGUACAGGUGUCAAGCUUGUAAGACUGUAUCAUGUGAUUCAGUUAAAUAAAGCCAACACCUUUUCUCUGAACAA
This is a messenger RNA of Epinephelus lanceolatus (giant grouper), 1779 nucleotides long. The record is from RefSeq and is a predicted model, not a curated record. Lineage: Eukaryota; Metazoa; Chordata; Actinopteri; Perciformes; Serranidae.